Centropristis striata (black sea bass) is the source of this 3860-nucleotide messenger RNA. RefSeq lists its product as uncharacterized. NCBI's taxonomy places the organism in Eukaryota, Metazoa, Chordata, Actinopteri, Perciformes, Serranidae. The transcript is spliced from 2 exons. Bases 446 to 3466 code for a protein of 1006 amino acids. The record is from RefSeq and is a predicted model, not a curated record.
UACAGACAGUUUGAAUAAGGUUAGGACCAUAGCCUGUAUAAAAUAUGUUGGGACUUAGCGCCUCACUUUAUCAUAGGCUACUAAACAGCUCAGUAAGCGUGGUGGCGCACCGCCCAGCGCUUUUCCUGAGGGCUUGCAUUGAACGCGCAUGCGCAGUGUGAACCUAACCCUACUGUGUUUUUCCGAUCCGCGCCUGGUGCAGCUGCAGCUCUCGGCUCGGCGCUCUUCCUCCUGGCACAGCAUCACAUUUGUUCUCAGCAGAACCGAGCAGAGCCGUGUUUCCCUUCAGAGCUUAUGUGGCCGUGCGUGGACAGAUGUCUGCAGGGCCAUUUCUUCUCCUCCAGCUCCGACAUUGUGGGUCCACUUUGAGGAAUCACGUGAACGCUCCUGAGGCUGGAGACUUCCAGGCCCACAACACCUGGAUUGCCUUGAACGUUUGGCUGCCAUGAUGCUCGGUUUACAGGGAAGUACGUCGUCUGCCAAAGUGUAUCGUUGUGUGGCGUGUUCAGCCACCUUCAGUGGAUUGGCCUCCUUGUUAGUCCAUCAGGCUACCCAUGCUAGUGCACUCUCCAAGGCCUCCGCCCCUCCAAACCCAAACAUCAGCCCAAAUGAAGCACUUUUUGCAAACAUGGACUCAUCCAGUGAGCACCCCAUUCCACCCACACUCCCGCCUGAGAGCCCUUCACCAUCCUUUUAUAUUUGUGAUUGUGGAGAGGAGUUUCAGGACUUCAGUCUGAUGCUGGAGCAUAAGCAGUCACAUGUCCCUCAGAUACAGCUACUGCAUCCUCUGGAUAGUAAUAGUGUUCUCUCAAGCAGAACGUGUAGUGAUGAAGUUUUUCCCUCCCAGCAUGUAUCAUUAAUUCCAAUUGUCAGUCAGCCAGGUUUAGUCCUCAGUGGCCCCUCUACCUCAAGGUUUCCAGCUGUCGAACUACCCACAUUAACAGACAAUAAAGCUGAUGUUGGCCUGGAGGAUGGCAUUGCCAUAGUAACCACUCCUCAAGACCCGAGCACACCCCUUCAAGAUGACCGUGAGAAGCAACUUGAGAACCCAUCAGCCACAGCACAGCAGAUACCAGAGGCUGUAGACGACAUGCAUUUGCAGAACAAAACGUCUGAUCUGGGCAGCGAAAAGAGCGAGAGUUUACUUGAAAAAAGCUCCCUAAUGAAGUUGGUGGCAUCUGCAUACAUGAAGCGCUUUCCCCAACCUCUGUGUCAGACUGACAAUGAUAAGUUACCCGCAGUUACCCUCAAACAGGAAGUAAUCCCUGUUGAUAUCACACAAGGAGCAAAAACUGAGGUGCCCCCAAUCCACGAUCUCUCUAUUGCACAAUUGAGGCGGCUACUUUCAAAACCUGGCAUAAAGACAAAAGCGCCAUCUAUCAGCAGAAUUCUUGAGUCCAGUAAGAAAAAGGUUGUGUCUCUGACUCAGACUUUCUCACCUGUUGUUGUUCUUGAAACCCGGCAAAAACUCAUGGAGCCUGGCAGUAACGGCACAUACGGGAAAUAUCAAUGUGGGCGCUGUCGAAGGGUCUUUCAAAACAUGGACAAACUGACAGAACAUCAUUUCUUGCACAAGAAAGAGAGAAUUAAAUGUUGUCGUCGCUGCAAACAGCUCAUCAUUGGGCGGCUGCCUUUACCUGACAAUCACAUAUGCCCUCAGUUUGGAAACAAGACCACACAGCCAUCAAGCUCUUUAAAAAAAAAGUUACCGUUCGCGCAAAAAAUAGUGCCAUUCCACAGUCUAAACAAUGCAAAAAAAGUCUUUUUUUGUCCAUUGUGCAAGCACAGCUACGCCCGGAGGUGGAACCUCAAAAUGCACAAGUGCCAGGGCCCAAGGCAGGUCCCCCCUCUGCAGGCCAACCCCUCCAUGCUAUCAUUAAGGUCAAACAGUGAAGCCAAAACAAAUGCAGCAAUUACAGACGGAUCUCAGAACUGUAAGAGUGUUGCUGUGGGCACUGAGGUGACUGGUCGUAUCAAGGUGGAGGUGACCUCUCCCAAUAGAGAGCAGUCUGCAGUUUCACAGAUGGCCUGGACUCAUCCAGCAAAAGGUUUCUCCCCGUUUUACCCAAAGUCUUCCAUGAUGGAGCAGCACACGGACGCCUCUCUGUGUGGGAUUUCGCUCCAGGAAGGAGAGGAAAACAGCAGCUGGGAUGCAGCAGCUGUCGAUGAUGAAGACUCUGAUGAAGGGCAGUGGACGAUGCCCUUGGAUGAUGAAAUGGAGGUGCUGAGCUCUCAGGAGAAAGCCGGUAAUAACGUCGAGGUGAAGAAGUCUGUGUCAGCUCAACAUGCAGAAAUGGCGCCCGCUGCCCUGCGCUAUUUUGUCAGCGGUGGCGUGAAACGCUACCCUUGUAACAGGUGUCAGAAAACGUACAGCCGGCCGUCUACUUUGAGGCGCCAUCUACGUUUGUGUGGAUUUAGACCACGUGUAUCUGGGGGCGCAGCACAGACUGGAGGUCAAGGUGCAAUGCCACUAACUGCCAACAAUGUGAAACCAAUGUUUGCUUGUUUUGUCUGUGGGAGGAACUUUAACCGCAAAGAUAACAUGAUGGUUCACAGGAAGAAAUGUCAGUUGCAGCGUACAUUGAAUGAUGGUGGACAGGUGGAUAGAGGGGCUGUGCAGCAGAGUCUGCCUGGCAAUGCAGCAGAUGGUAAAACCAUCGAGGAUGAUGGAGGCAACUGGGGCAUCAUGUCCCUGCCCUCGGUGCUUCCGAGGAGAGUGACGUGUGAGUGCGGGGUCGGGUUCACAUCCCCGAGGCUCCUCCUGGAGCAUCUGCAGAAGCAUGCACAGGAGUCCUACACCUGUCCCACUUGUGGCGAGACUGUUAAUUCCUGGGCAGACUACGAAAUCCAUCUGCAGAUCCACAUGCAUCCUCAUCACCAGCUGCUGAAGGGACUGCAGCCUCAACGAUCUCAGCCUCUUUUACUUCGAUUUCAGCAGCAGCCGCCUCAGCAGCAGCCGCAGCAGCCGCCUCAGUCAGUGCAUCCGCCUCCACAGAAGCAGCCGCGCACAGAGCAGCUUCAAACUUCCACAAAGAAGCAGCGGAUUGUAUGCACACGAUGCGGCAACACUUUCUCUACUCGCUGCUCUCUUCGAAGGCACUUAUCCUGGAACCGGUGCAAAGGCGUACGAGCUGCAAAUCCCGCUAACCCCCCCAAAACCUAUCACUGUUCCCACUGCAACUCUGACUUCCCCAACACAAUCAGCCUCAUGUUUCACCAGAGGAGCGGGGCUUGCAAGCCCGCCAUCAAGCCUGUGCGUUGCCCUGUUUGUCUCCGCUGGUUCGGCACCAUGGACGGAUUGCAAAAACACUUGCUCACUCACAAACAGUCGUGUGAAUCAUAUCGUUGUGAUGUGUGUCAGGGUACAUAUCCAAACCUGAAAUCACUCAAAAACCACCGCAGGAGAAUUCAUCGCAUCAUGGCUGGAGAUUCCAAGCCAAAAACACAGGAACAGCUGGCUUCUUAGUGACACUUAUACAGAUUUUUUUUACGUAAAAUAGUCUAGAAUGGAGGUGGUACAUUUAAGAGCAGACCACGUUUUAUUAUUGUGAGUUAUUUCCAUAUGUGCCAAUUGUAUAAUUCUUUUUUUUUUUUACCGGCCAUUUGUUAUUUUGACACUGUACAGCCACAUAACAACUUUUAUUUUUUAGAACAAGUCUGAGUGUGUUAUACUAUCUUGCCACAGUAGAAAAAAAAAAGAUAUAUUGUACUUUUUUUUGUCUUAUCAAAAAGUUAAUUCUUUCAUUACAUAGCCUGGUUAGCCUGUAAAUGUUUCUGAAUAUUUGGUAAUCAAACUUUUAUCACAGAGUUGGUGAUGUAGCUUGUUGUUGUGCCUGGUGUUAAUAAACAACAUACCAGUA